GCAGCGAUAACAAUUGUCAAUUUUGUUGUCGCGUUGUCACACAAAAACGAAGAAAAUUCCUGAAUAAAGAGUUUUUCUGGGCAUUUCACAAACUUCUCUUGGAAAUCAAGGGCAGCAAAACGCAAUAGAGAGCAGAUAGAAGAUGGGCAAGAAGGAUGAAAAGUCACAGCAAGGCGAGGAGCUGGUGAAGGUCAACAAGUGGGAUGGAUCCGCGGUGAAGCACGCCCUCGAUGAUGCAGUGAAAACCUGCCUCCUUGGCGAUCGUCCCCAGCUGAAGGAGCAAUUCGGCCUAGUCAACACCCGUUUGGCCCUCUGCGCCCUCGCCGUUUCCGUGGCCAUAAUGGCCCAUGCUUGGGACUUCACCCACCCCUUCCCGGAAUCCCGUCCAGUGCUCCUAUUCAGCGUUUUGGCCUACUUUGCCCUCCUCGGCAUUCUGACCCUGCACUCCAGUUUCCGCGAGAAGGGCACCUUUGCGGUCGCCCUGCAGAAGGACAAGGAGCGGGAGCGCCUGUGGGAGGCCAGCUCCGAUAUGCGCAAGUACGACGACAAGUACCUGCUGACCCUCAGUGUUCGCGACACGAAAAAUGGCAAGCGGCGCGAGCAGAGCAGCAACAAGUCGUGCGCCGCCUUCAUCGAUCAGAAUGGCAUCGUCCUGGACAACCUGGUGGCCAACGAGGUCAACCGUCUGUUCAACGCCUUGGCUGCCGACAAGAAGAACGCUAGCAGCCUUGCUUCUAAUUAAACCAAAUUCCCCACUUUUCUCUCUUUAAAUUGUACACAUUCGUGGUAAGCCGACUGUUUGUCGUUUGUAAUAAGCGGAAAAACUAUAUAAAAUGAAUUCUUUGA
Drosophila sechellia is the source of this 846-nucleotide messenger RNA. It is a transcript of the gene Spase25, whose product is annotated as Signal peptidase complex subunit Spase25. The record is from RefSeq and is a predicted model, not a curated record. Gene Ontology annotation, biological process: protein targeting to ER. The transcript has 2 exons. Bases 143 to 742 code for a protein of 199 amino acids. Gene Ontology annotation, cellular component: signal peptidase complex; membrane. Lineage: Eukaryota; Metazoa; Arthropoda; Insecta; Diptera; Drosophilidae.